Lepisosteus oculatus (spotted gar) is the source of this 3040-nucleotide messenger RNA. RefSeq names its product extracellular calcium-sensing receptor-like. NCBI's taxonomy places the organism in Eukaryota, Metazoa, Chordata, Actinopteri, Semionotiformes, Lepisosteidae. The record is from RefSeq and is a predicted model, not a curated record. Gene Ontology annotation, biological process: G protein-coupled receptor signaling pathway. Gene Ontology annotation, molecular function: G protein-coupled receptor activity. Gene Ontology annotation, cellular component: plasma membrane.
UUGGUGCCACGCUCCCUUUCCUGCAGAAGAGUGUGCCCUCAGAUGGCUUUGGUUAUAAUAACACCACUGUUGAUCCUAGCCUGGCUCCCGACAGCUGAAGCCACAGAGUCCGUCUGUAUGUUAUGGGACAGCACUAAUUUGCCAAGCCUCUUCCGAGAUGGGGACAUUGUUCUAGGAGGGUUGUUCCCCCUGUAUGACCAGUUAAUUGUGACGGAGGACUCAUACAGAAACACCCCAGAAUUGCCACACUGCAUAAAUUUAAAAUACAGGUCUUUUCGCUGGGCUCAGGGGAUGGUUUUUGCAAUAGAAGAAAUUAACCAGGACUCCAGUCUCCUCCCCAAUAUCAGACUUGGCUAUAGGAUACUCGACAGCUGUGGAAAACACCCCCUGGCUCUGAGAGGUGCCUUUUCGGCUCUCAGCAGACAGAGUAGUUUGAGUCCCGGCAACGUAUGCACUGGAUCUGGUGCGGUUCCUGUAAUAAUCGGGGACACAUCCUCUACGCAGUCCAUCAUAUUGUCGAAAACCCUGGGGCCCUUUCAAGUUCCACUGGUCAGUUAUUCUGCUUCUUGUGCUUGCCUGAGCAACAGGCGAGAGUAUCCUAACUUUUUCAGGACAAUACCCAGUGAUUUUUAUCAGGCGCGGACAAUGGCGCAGAUGGUCAUGUAUUUUGGAUGGCCCUGGGUGGGAGCUAUCGCUACCGACAAUGACUAUGGAAUUUUAGGGAUUCAGAUGUUUGCGGAGCAGGUGAAAACCGCCGGAGUCUGCAUUGCCUUUUUCGAGACGGUCUCUAAAGUUUUUCCCAAAAGAGAUGCGGUGCGCAUCGCAGAGGUUGUCAAAGCGUCGACGGCGAGAGUCAUUAUCGUCUUUGCUUUUUACACGGAUGUGGAGGUGGUGUUUGAGGAGCUGGUGAAGCAAAACGUCACAGGCAGGCAGUUCAUAGGGAGCGAGGGUUGGAGCACCAGCCCCACGAUUUACAAUAAGGACUUCUCCUCUCUUUCCCUGGGAGUUCUCGGUGUUGCUAUCCGUCGGGCUCAGAUUCCAGGGAUGGAGAGCUUCCUUGUCAGUCUCCACCCCUCAAAAUACCCUGGCAAUCCAUUUGUUAGGGAGCUCUGGGAAACAUCUUUCCACUGCCGGUUAAAUGGAGAAAAUGCUACCACAUUAGGGAACCUGCCUGCAUGUAGUGGAUCAGAAAACCUGGCUACUGUGAAAAACACUUUCACUGAUGUGUCCCAGUUAAGAAUUACCUAUAAUGUGUACAAAGCUGUAUAUGCAGUGGCACAUGCAUUGCACAACUUGCAGGCAUGCAAAGAUGGGAAUGGACCCUUUGAAAACAACUCCUGUGGUGAUAUUUAUAAUUUGAAAUCUGGACAGCUUCUACAUUAUUUAAGUGAAGUUCAAUUUACCAACAAACUUGGAGAAAAUGUUCACUUUGAAGGGGGUGACAGUAAAGUUGUAUAUGAUAUAGUAAAUUGGCAAAAGAGCCCAACAGGAUCUAUGGAGUAUGUCACCAUCGGGCGGGUUGAUGGCUCUGACAUUUUUAUCAAUGAGAAAGCCAUUGUCUGGACCUCAGGGAAAAAAGAGGUACCUGUGUCAAUCUGCACAGAAGACUGUCCCCCAGGGACUAGGAAAGCUACCAGGAAAGGAGAGCCAUCAUGCUGCUUUGACUGCAUUCUUUGUGCAGAAGGAGAACUAAGCAACACAACAAAUUCCCUACAGUGUGACAAAUGUCCCUUGGAGUACUGGUCAAACGCCUACAGAAAUGAGUGCAUUCCUCGAGAUGUUGAAUUCCUGUCAUUUGAAGACACAAUGGGGAUUACACUCACAACAGUUGCUUUAUCUGGAGCCAGCAUAACCUUGGCUGUGGCUAUCAUUUUCUUAUAUUAUAAAAACACGCCAAUUGUCAGAGCAAACAACUCCGAGCUUAGCUUCCUAUUACUCUUCUCUUUAAUGAUGUGUUUCCUGUGCUCCCUGUGUUUCAUUGGGAAACCUUCCAUCUGGAGCUGUAAAAUCCAGCACAUAGCGUUUGGGGUCAGUUUUGUGCUCUGCAUUUCAUGUCUUCUUGUGAAAACUAUUGUUGUGUUGAUGGCUUUCCAAGCCACUCUCCCUGGAAAUGAUGUCAUGAAAUGGUUUGGGCCCACACAGCAGAGAAGCAGUGUCAUAGUCUGCACCUUAAUCCAGGUUCUCCAAUGUGCUGUCUGGCUUUCAGUUAGCCCCCCUCUGCCAAAUAAGAACACCAGCUACCAGAACUCAAAAAUAAUCUUAGAAUGUGCAGUGGGGUCCAUUGUAGCCUUUUGUUGUGUGCUGGGGUAUAUUGGUUUGCUAGCAUGUCUCUGCUUCACGUUAGCUUUCUUGGCCCGAAAUCUGCCAGACAAUUUCAAUGAAGGAAAAUUCAUUACAUUCAGCAUGCUUAUAUUCUGUGCUGUCUGGAUCACCUUUAUCCCAGCUUAUAUCAGCUCCCCUGGCAAAUAUACAGUAGCUGUAGAAAUUUUUGCUAUUUUGUCUUCCAGUUUUGGUCUCCUUGGGUGCAUCUUUGCCCCCAAAUGCUUUAUUAUUUUACUCAGACCAGAAAAUAAUACAAAAAAGUUUCUUAUGGGAAGAGCAUCUGCAUAGAAAUAAGUAGAACUAUGUUUCUGACAGGGCCACUGUGCAACUCUAUUGCUGGAGCUCGUCAAAGUGACAUUCUAAGCACUUUUGCAUGUGGUAUGUGUUUUUUGUUUCUUUUCACUUAUCCAUAACAUCCUGGUAAAUAUAAUUAAUAAGUUGUAUGUAAUGCAUUAAAUGCAAAAUGAUUGAUUGAUGCAGUGAAUAUUAAACAAAGAUUAGCAAAACUGCAUUGGAUUCCAAUAUUUUGGCAUUUCAAUAUUUUGCAAAUAAUCGCUGGGGUUUUGUACCUUCAUAUGGGAAUAUUCCAUAUAGGCUCAUUAACAUGAAUCAGGUUUAGAUGGUAAACUGUCCAUUUCAGUAGGAAGCUACUAAUCUGUGUAUUCCUUAGAGCAGCAGUACAAACCUGCCAAAAUGUAUUUCAGUAAAUUUGAAAGUG